GCCUUUUACGUGCUCAACACUGGCCAAAUUGAAACUGCCGCUCAGGGGAAGAGAGAUCCAGACCAGAACUCCCGCCUGUGUGAGGCUUGAUGCCGCUCAUGAAUCCCCGAAAGAAAGUGGACUUGAAACUCAUCAUCGUUGGUGCACUUGGUGUUGGAAAGACCUCUCUCCUUCACCAAUAUGUACACAAAACCUUUUUUGAAGAAUACCAGACCACCCUGGGGGCCAGCAUCCUCUCCAAAAUCAUCAUUCUGGAUGACACCACUUUGAAGCUCCAGAUCUGGGACACAGGUGGUCAAGAGCGCUUCCGUUCCAUGGUAUCAACAUUCUACAAAGGUUCCGACGGCUGUGUCCUGGCAUUCGACGUCACUGAUCCAGAGUCCUUUGAAGCCCUGGGUAUCUGGAGGGAUGACGUCCUGGCCAAGAUCAACCCCAUGGAGCAAUCAUAUCCCAUGGUGGUGCUUGGGAACAAAAUCGAUCUGGAAGACAGGAAGGUGCCCCAGGAGGUGGCCCACGGGUGGUGUAAAGCGAAGGACAUGCCUUACUUCGAAGUUAGCGCCAAGAAUGACAUCAAUGUGGUCCAAGCCUUUGAGGUUCUGGCCAGCCAGGCUCUGCUGCGGUACCAAGGCACUGUAGAGAAUCACCUUGUGGACUCCAUCAAGCUCUCACCAGGCCAGCCGAAGAGCAGAUGCUGCUGACUUCUGGGCUCUUCCUCGGCCCCACCGGCAGCCGGGCAGGAUGCUGACUGCAACCUCACCUCCACCAGCCCCCUGCAUGCCCAUACCGAGGCCGGAGGCUGCAGCAAGAGAGAAUGCCGCAGGCCAGGACUCUUGACGGCUCAAGCUCUUCGGCCUCCUCUCCCCAGCACAGUCCUUUCUGCUCAUCUCUGCAGACAGGCUGCUUCGUUGAGCCCUCGGACCUGUAGCUUGAGGAUGGCGUUACAGCCCUGCUUCCAUCAGUGGCCAGGCUGAGGAGCCAGGACACAAACCGAGCUUCUGCCCGCAGCUUCUUCCAGGGAGAACUGAGGACACUAGACAAAAAUGAUUGUUUCUGCUUCCUAGGUGCUCAAACAACUCCCACAACUGACCAGGCAGGCCUCGGCAUAUCCAUCUGCUGGAUGAGCCGUCCCAAGGUCCCCAACCAGAAGAUCCAUUUAGGUGCUGCGGACUUGCUGCUGCGGACUUGCUACUGCGGACAGACUCAUUUACUCCUUCAGCAAGUAUUGUUGAUGCCUUUGAUGCACAUUGCACUGAGGAUUGGUAGCAGUACAACAGACGGGAGUCCCGAUUUCCCAAAGAAAUCUGGAGAGACAUGGAGUAGGACAGACAGAGCAAUGAGGUGCUGUUUAGACAAAGGGGUUCAUGAGGGCUUUCCUGUGGAGGUGACAGUUGGACUGACAGCUACAGCAUGAGCUACAGGAAGAGCCUAUCAGGAGAGGAAGCCACGAGGCCUAGGGUGAUGGACAGCAUGCUAUAUUCCAUAUGAAAGGUCUUUGCCUGAGAUGUCAAAGCUGCUAUCCGAGGAAAUCCUGCUCCCAGAGAACACCGUGAUGAUUUGGUGACUGACCACCAGGGGGCAGAGGUGUCCUCUGCUUCCAGGCUGUGGUGUUUGUUCUGGGGACACUUGAAAGGCUGGUUUCUGUCAAGUAGAUGGUUGAAGCUGUUCCCAGGCUCUGGGAAUGUUGAACCUGGGUUUGUUGGGUAAGAAUUCAAAUGUUCUGAGUAAAUCCUUCAGGAUCCUUGAUUCAGGCAACCAAUCAAAAUCAGAGACAAAUCCCAGAGCGAGGUACCUGGAGAGCAUAGAGAUUCUGUGCCCCGCACAUUUCAAGGUUAGAACCUGCUUUUCUUCUGGCUUCACACCACAGAUAGGGUGGCUGGCUUCACACCACAGAUGAUAGGGUGGCUGGCUUCACACCACAGAUAGGGUGGCCCAGUCUGAAGGAGACAGUCAGGAUGAACCUUUAUAGGGUUUUCCAAUGUCAGGUUCAUGCCCCAUGCCUACCACGGGCAUUUCCUGUCUCCACUGGAGUCUGCUUCCUCAGUCCCAGGGAGGACUAACGUGUUAAUCUGAAACUAUAGGAAGAAGCACCUGACUCCAAAGAUUCACUGAGAGGAUCAGGGCACUAACCGGGGACUCGAGGGCCCCGUCCACCCACGCCUAGCUCUGGAGUAUAAAGCAAACCACCGUGGGCAACAGGCACAAGGACAGAAUGUGCCUGUAGCACAGCACCGUCUGUGUCCUUCAGAGAUGAAUGCUAUGCACGCACACACACGUGCACACAUACACAUGCACACACCCGUACACGCGCACACAUGC
Microtus oregoni (creeping vole) is the source of this 2316-nucleotide messenger RNA. RefSeq names its product RAB7B, member RAS oncogene family (gene Rab7b). The record is from RefSeq and is a predicted model, not a curated record. Gene Ontology annotation, cellular component: phagocytic vesicle; late endosome; lysosome. Bases 90 to 698 code for a protein of 202 amino acids. Lineage: Eukaryota; Metazoa; Chordata; Mammalia; Rodentia; Cricetidae. Gene Ontology annotation, biological process: phagosome-lysosome fusion; endosome to lysosome transport. Gene Ontology annotation, molecular function: GTP binding; GTPase activity. The transcript has 6 exons.